Molecule: messenger RNA, 1926 nt
Organism: Bradysia coprophila
Lineage: Eukaryota; Metazoa; Arthropoda; Insecta; Diptera; Sciaridae
Source: RefSeq, a predicted model, not a curated record
CGUUUAUCGUCCUCUAUUCAGAAAUAGACUUAGAACAAUCUGCCGAAAGGUUGUUUGGAUAUUUGCAUUCGGUUGCAUUUGCAAGUCGGUGAACAAGUACAGAAAAGUCAGAAGUGAAUUAUUUUUCAACAUUCUGUGUUCUUGCAGAUUUUUCUAAAUUACACUAUUUUGCUAUUUGACAAAUCGAUAUAUUUAGAUAUUUGCCAUUUUUUAUACGAAGUUAUAACCGUCAUCCAUGGGAAGCAAACCGUCCAAAAAUCGUGGUCAAAAGAUCACAUCGAAUUCAUCAGACCUACUUGAAAAAACAGCAAAACGAACUCCGGCGACACCAAUAUCUGAUACGUCCAUAUUUGCUGUGAUAACAGUUAUUUUCAAUCCAAUCAAAUACCAAUCUCGUUACAAUCAUUAUGAGAAAUUUGCGGCGCAUAUGAUGGAAUCUGGCGUACAUUUAAUUACCGUUGAAUGCUUAUUCGAAUCAACAUACCGUUUCAAUUUACCGGAGCAAAAAUUCGAAAUAACCCGAGCUAAUAAUCCUUGUCAUAUUCAAUUGCGUGCUCCAUCUGUUCUGUGGCUGAAAGAAAAUUUAAUUAACAUUGCUGUUCAACAGUUGCCGCCGCAUAUUGAAUUUGUGUCAUGGAUUGAUGCUGAUAUUGAAUUUGAGCGCCUUGACUGGCCACAGCUAGCUAUCAAUCAACUACGACAUUAUCCGAUCGUACAAUUGUUUGAAGUGGCACUUUUUCUUGGCCCAAAUGGAAAAAGUGAGAUCUUGCGUCGUGACUAUUCAAUGGGAUAUUCAAUCAGACAUGAUAAACCGAUUACCCCGACACGAUCCGAUUGGUACGCUCAUCCAGGCUAUGCUUGGGCAAUGCGUCGAACAGCAUUUGCUGAUAUUGGAGGUCUUCUCGAUUUUUGCAUUAUCGGCUCGGGAGAUUUACAUUUUGCGUAUGCUCUUUUGCAUCGUAUUGAAGAAACCAUUCGACCGAAUCUACAUGGAGAUUAUCGACAGUUAGCGAUUGCAUGGGGUGAUAAGGUAGCACAGGUAGCUGGAAAUGGUAGAAAUGUGAGCUAUGUGCCAGUGAAUUUAUGCCAUCACUGGCAUGGAGAACGAAAUGACAGGAACUAUGUGAAUCGGUGGGAAAUCCUUGCAAAACAUCAAUUUUCACCAUUAAACGAUUUGAUGACACACGGUGAAACUGGUCUUCUGCGCUUAGUUGACGAAACUAAAUGUAAAUUCUACGCGCGCAUCGAAUCGAUGGAAGCUGACAUUGUCGAAUAUUUUAAAUCCCGUAAUGAGGAUAGUACAACGAGAACAACCGUCUCACCAUCUGGAAAAGACACGAAAUAUGUGGUACCACCACAAAAACAAUCUUAUCGCAGUGGAUUUCAAUCAAGUAGAUCCAGGCGUGAUAAUGAGAAUUACAACUACUGGCCCAAUACCACUGAUAACGCAUAUGUUGGUGACUAUUAUCCGCAUCUGCAUCUAUGUACCUGUGCUGGACAUCAUCAUGUAGACAAUCAUCAUUGUCCGUGUACAUCUCAUCAAAUUGAUGACAAACAGUGUUGGGAUUCAACGGGACAUCACCAAGAAAUUUGUUUGCCAACUAAUGAUCAUCGUACUAAUGAACGUCAUUUAUCUCACGAUACUCACGAGCAUGCAAGUUUUAGUAAUGACAGUAAUACCGAUCGUACUGAUGAACGUCAUUCAUCUCACGAUACUCACGAGGCUCUCGAGCAUGCAACUUUUAGUAAUGACAAUAAUACCGGUCGCAUUGAUGAACGUCAUUCACCUCACUAUACUAACGAGCAUGCAAGUUUAAGUAGUGACAGUAAUACCGGCUAUACUUAUGAUGGACGAGAAGGUACUUCUCAACAUUACGAUGGGCCUGGCAGUUUCUACUAACGAAAUGACUUAAUUUAGAAAUCACC